UUUUGCAGCGGCCGUCGGGCCAGCAUCGUGCCAGCGUCAGUCCCACGGAGCUGCAGCGCUUCAGCUCCUUUCUGUUUGUUUUCUUUGGAGGAAAAGCUCUAGUAUGAGAACUUCCAUCCCAGCUGAUUUGGUUUCUUUCAUUCACACAUUUGACCAUUUCCUUCAUUUUGACCAUCCGACCUCAUCGUCUCAUUUUUCCGCCGCUGUCACCCAGUUUGUUGCUCUCCUCCUCCAGCACCAACGGCACUGACUGAAGGGGAAUAUCUCACCGCACGUCCUCUGCCGCCGCUGCAUGCUGCUCUGGAUUUUUUUCCUGGGCUGUUUGACUGUAACGCAGAGGGAUUUAUAUUUGCAUCUGCAGCCCGGGCCACCACCGACAGCACUUUUCUCUCUCCGAGGGAUGUAUCCGAGUGGCUUGAAGUCUCCGAUCAGAGGGGAAUAUUAACGCAUUGCGCGCUGAAUGAACUGCCGCCGCGCGCCCUCGGUGUUUUGGAGCAGGUCUCUCCUCUGGAGAUGCUGUGAUCGGUGCGGGUGGGGAUCGUGGUCCGCAUGCACCCUCGCUGGAUCGGGAUAUAAAGUGAAGAGAUUUUGGUGAGCCCACAUCGGAGCCUCUUCCGAUUUUCCUUUGUGCGUGUGGACAUAUUUGAGACGGAUUUUGCACCCGUCCGGCAGACGCCCCGGGCUCAUCAUGGGGGACUCGAUGUGGAGAUAUUAUUUUGGAGUUUUGGUUAUUGCCUUCAAAGUGGACUUGUGUCGGGCGCUUAUCUUGGAGUCCAUCUACUGGAACACGACGAACAGCAGAUUUGUUCCAGGCCAAGGCGUGGUGUUGUACCCCCAGAUCGGGGAUAAGUUGGACAUUGUGUGCCCCCGAGUGGACGGCGGGGUGAUGGACGGCGUGGAGUAUUUCAAGGUGUACAUGGUUCCCAAGGAGCAGCUGGAGAGCUGCACCAUCACCAAGGCUGACACGCCGCUGCUCAACUGUGUCAAACCUGACCAGGAUGUCAAGUUCACCCUGAAGUUUCAGGAGUUCAGCCCAAAUCUAUGGGGGCUGGAGUUCUUCAAGGGGAAAGAUUACUACAUCAUCUCUACGUCCAACGGCACCAUGGAGGGCAUCGACAACCAGGAGGGAGGAGUGUGCAAGCUCAAGUCCAUGAAGAUAAUCAUGAAAGUGGGACAAAGUCCAUCUGAUCCUGCCUCGCCCAAAAGCAUCCCAACCAGAGCGUCCUACAACCCCAAGAACCCAGAGGGGAAGGAGAGCUACAACCCCAACGAGAUACUGGAGAAAACAGGUUCUGCUCCCAGAGAAAGCAUCGACGACGGAAAUGGCGGAAAGUCGUCCGGCGCCAUCGGCUCCGAGGUGGCCAUCUUCGUCGGGAUCGCCUCGGGCAGCGUCAUCUUCAUCAUCAUCAUCAUCAUGCUGGUCCUGCUGCUGCUAAAGUAUCGAAGGCGGCACCGCAAGCACUCGCCGCAGCACGCCACCACGCUGUCUCUAAGCACCUUGGCCACGCCCAAGCGGAGCGGAGGCGGCGGCAACAACAACGGCUCGGAGCCCAGCGACAUCAUCAUCCCGCUCAGGACUGCCGACAGCGUCUUCUGCCCUCAUUAUGAGAAGGUCAGCGGCGACUACGGACACCCGGUCUACAUCGUUCAGGAGAUGCCGCCCCAGAGCCCGGCCAACAUCUACUACAAGGUCUGAGACGGAGCCGUUGGACUGCAGGACGUGGAUCUAACUGCAGGAGGGCGGAGUUUUGGUUUGGGCAAGUGCCGCCGGCACACCCGCAAACGAACUCUCCGGCUCUCUCUCUCUCUGUCUCGCUCUGUCGACUCCUCCUCCUUUCUUCUGAUGUUUUGUCACUGUUUUUUUUUCCUUUUUCGAAGUUUGCUGAUACCUUGUGGCUCUGAUUCGGUCGCGGUCGGUGCAGAUGGGACGAGUAGAGGGGCGUAGCCGCUGCCGCUCUGGCGGGAGCGUCUCUGGCUUGUCUCCGCUGCAGCCGGCAGGUCCUUUUCGUUUGGGACGGACGGACGUUUGGAUUUAAAAGCUCUGAAAGGGGCUAAAGGAGGAAGUUUAAGAGACACAGACGGAGUGAUGACGAGAGCGAAAGCAGGAAGUGGGCUGACUGUGAACCCCCCCCCGCCCCACACUGAGGCUCACCGGCCUGUGAGACUGUGGAUUUAGCAGCUGGAUGAGGGCGGAGCCGACUGGAGUCGUACUCCCGCCCUCUCUGGGACUCGUCCCCAGUGACUCACCCAUUCACCUCGCAACCCACAUGCUCACAUCACACACACACAUUCACCCACAGACACGCCCACAGACACGCCCACGGACCGGUGUGAAGUGUUUUACGUGUCGCUCACGUCAUUUCUCGGAUGCAGAAUGUCCUCGCAUCGCUCAUCUCAGAUGUUACUUGAACAUUCUACGAAAACAAUGGAUUCCUCUUUUGUUUCUCAAGAUUUAUUGGUCUUUUUUUAUUAUUAUAUCUGGUUUUUAUAGUUCAGAUGCAGAUGGAGGUUUUGUUUUACCCUAGCUGAAGCUAUCCCCGCCCCGGGUGGCUCUCUGGGUGGCAGAGUGCAAGGGUGCAGGAGAGGCAGAUCUGCAUAGUGGAGGACCUUUUUCUUACUUAGCGGCACUUUUAACCCCCCGUCCCUGUUUUCUUUGGUACCUCUGCUCCUCUCAGCGGUCCACAGAGAUGGGAGAGCAGCGGCGUCCCGUCGAGAGUAGCGAGGGCUCGCCUCUCCGCCGCUUCUGGCACAUGGAGAGCGGAAGGGGCAUCAAGGAUCCCGGCUCGCCUUACUACUGUUUUUGUUUUGUUUGAUCAGGUGAAGAAGAGGUCAAAGAUCUAGUGGAGGUUAUGGUAGCUGGCUGAAGCAGCACUAGGUACUGUGAUGUUUACCCCCCGUGGGGUCCGGUGAUGGUCGAGGGCCCCUGAAGGCCCCAAAUCAGCGUGACAGGUGCUCUCCUAUUCCUCUUUCUCUUGUUGUGUAAAGCACAGGGAACUCUAUUACAUUUCCACCGUUUCUCCAUCCUGUCUCCAUUAGCAUUUCUUUUUUCAUCAGUCUUUUUUUUUUUUUACACUAAAUAGAUUUACAAAGGACAAUGAAAAUAUGAAAAAGAAAAAAAUGAGAUGAUAAGCAAGAUUUAUUUAUGAUAGACACAUAGAGCACAGGUGCUGUCAGACGGUAUGGAGGAGAAGAAGAAGUGAUGUUAAUAUAUAAUUGUUUAAAUGCACAUUAUGCAAUCUAGGUUUUUGAUGGUUUGACGUUCAAAAACCUACGCUCAUGAAAACCAGACUACACUUAGUCAUGUUUUCUAGAGCCCCCCCCACGCUCGCACAGCUCAGCCCUGGGAACGAGGGGAGGGCAGUCUAGGUUGUGUCACCCCCCCCAAAAAAGACAAAUAUAAAUGUUUCUCUUUUUUUUGGCAUGAACGAGGGCAGAGUAGCUGUGUCCACCACUUCUCCCAAAGGAACGCCCCCGUUCUCCUCCCCAUGUUUUCUGUGUGCUUUGUGUUUGUGCAUUUCAGCGACUUCAUUGAGGUCCUAACGGCGAGAUGGACCCCCCCCCCCUCCAUCCCCCGACCAUUUCUCCACAUCUUCAUUUAUUCAUGAAUUAUAUCAAAUUUCACUGAAAAGCCAAGCCUUGUCUGAUCUGAGGUUUGUACCUCUGAGAGGCUACAAAAUCUGCAAAUAUGCAAUUCUUAUUUAUUUUUUUAAUCGAUUCUGAGAGAAAAAAAAAUUACAAUGGAAAGUGUUCUUAACCACUGAAAGAUGUAACAAGAAACCGACGACACAAGACUAGCAAACUAUGUCACAUGAGUCUGCUGUUAGCUUCUGAUUUCCUGCAUUAUUUGAACUUCUCUGUUUUGACUAUGUGCCGUAGUACAAACUGUGAAAAUGAAACCAUUAAAGAGCAUAUGUAACACGACUGAAAAGGUCGGCCUGUUUAAGGUGGAAAACACACACACAUGCACACACACACACACACACACACACAUACACUACAGAGAAAUGGCUAUUUAGUUGCUGUCUGUCUGCGGCAGAAUAUGACAAUCUUAUUAGUUUCUUUGAAUCUGGCGUCCUUCUCUGAGCCGCUGUGCAACUAAACUCUCCCAGCAUCGGCCGGGUUGGUCCAGCCGGGUCGGAUGUGUUGCAGCGAUGCUGCGAGAGUCUCGGCGCACCGGGGCCGCGAGAAGCUCGUCAGGCGACUGUAAAAUGCCUUGCUCGUAUGGUCAGCCCUCGGUCACUUGACUCAGUAAUUUUGCACCGUACUUCUGUAGGUAAGAAACUGUAAAUACGUCCAUGUUUGUAUCGUAUCUGGAUCCUGGGUUGUUACAAUAGCCUUACUCACCUUUGUAGGAAAGUCAACCAGAGUAAACAAGCAUACGGAUGAAGUGGAACACACCUCAGUAAAACAGAGCAUACUACUUUUUUGGUAAAUAGCUUAUGUAAAUAUUGACCAGAAACCCCCCCCACCCUCCCAAAAAAAAAAAUAAAAAAAUCAAACAAAAAAAACAAACAUUUUUUAUAAACUCUUAAAGUAAGAUGUUUUGUAUAAAAAUUUGAAUUUUUUGCUAUGUAUUUUAGCUAGCGCUCAAUGGAAAGCCCGUGUCCUCCCCACUCCCCCCUCCCCCGUUUUGCACUGUUUCCAUGGAAAUUUGGUUCAAAAAAGACAAAAGAGAGAGAAAAGUUGCCAAACCGACUGCUGCAUAUUUGUGCCAUAAGUGUGUACCAUAAAUAUUUAUUGAAUUAGUUUGGUUUUUUUCUUUCGUUUAUGUUGAUAAGUUUAUUUCGGUCCGGUUUGUAAGUGACAGUAUUAUAUUUGCAUCGUUUGUCGUCUCCCCUGGUUUUCUUUGGUCAUGUCAUGGUUUCCGGGCAGCUGUAGCCCUCCCCACUCCCCGGUUCCUCGCAGUAUAAGAAGGCCAGGCUGCAAAAAAAAAAAAAAGUGGUUUUAAAAUUAAAACAUUUUAAUUAAGUUCAAAGUGAGGAUAAAUGACACACAUUCCACCAGUCUGUUACAAACUGAAAAUGUUUUUCAAUAAAAUGUUUUUCCUA
Messenger RNA from Cololabis saira (Pacific saury), 5048 nucleotides. RefSeq names its product ephrin-B2a (gene efnb2a). The coding region runs from base 689 to 1696 and encodes 335 amino acids. Lineage: Eukaryota; Metazoa; Chordata; Actinopteri; Beloniformes; Belonidae. Gene Ontology annotation, biological process: ephrin receptor signaling pathway; axon guidance; blood vessel morphogenesis. The record is from RefSeq and is a predicted model, not a curated record. Gene Ontology annotation, molecular function: ephrin receptor binding. Gene Ontology annotation, cellular component: plasma membrane. The transcript is spliced from 5 exons.